This is a messenger RNA of Dermacentor albipictus, 1872 nucleotides long. Its product is annotated as skin secretory protein xP2-like. The record is from RefSeq and is a predicted model, not a curated record. Lineage: Eukaryota; Metazoa; Arthropoda; Arachnida; Ixodida; Ixodidae.
AAAUAUCGCGAGGCGAGGCUCCGUCCGGGGGGAAAAUUGGUUGAUACGUGUUGUCUUCUUCCGGCGGUGUGUGUGUGUGUGUUGCACGCGGUGCGCCUGUUCGCGAGGAGUACUCGGCGUCAGGUUUCCUGGCUCUCGACGACAGUUGGCGACGUCUUUCUCGCGCAGCGUCUCGUCUUAACGCUCGUCGCACCCCAUCGUGUUGCGAGACGUCUUCAGCUGCCAUGGACAAGCUCGAAAUUGCUGUUCUCUUGGCCGUGAUGUCAGCGGCGCAAGCCUACAUCAUUCCGCACGUGAAUCCUUACUCGCAUGUGGUACCCGGGAAAGUCUUCGUUCCUUACCCGGCCUACUUCGGCCACAUACCAUUCGGGCACCCACAUGUCGUGCACACGCCGGUGUUCGUCAUAGGUCACGCACCUCAUUCUGCCGGGAAGCCCUCGUUUCCUGGCUCCAUACCCGGCCACCAUCCGGGCAACGUACCCGUUUACCCGCCACACUUUCCCGGGGUACCGGGCGUGAUUCUGGACAGCGGACCAGGAGUCAGCAUCCCGCCUGCAGGCGGGCCGAGGCCGGACGGAGUGCCGCACCCAGGUGGCGCUCCGAUACCGUCGGGCCCCGAGUGCACGCUUUGUAAUGCCGGAGGCGGUCGAGGUACCAACGAUAACGGCGGGCCGGCACCGACACCAGACGAAGGCGGCCGAGGAGACGAGGGUCCCAUGCCUGGUGGGGAGACGCCCAGGAUGGGCGUUCCAGACGGGGCACCGAACCCGGAGGAGCCGAAACCGGAAGCACCGAAGCCAGAAGAGCCGGCACCGGAAGCACCAAAGCCAGAAGAGCCGGCACCUGAAGAGCCGAAGCCAGAAGCACCGGCACCCGAAGAGCCAAAGCCGGAGGAACCGACCCCGGAGGAGCCAAAGCCUGAAGAGCCGGCCCCGGAAGAGCCAAUGCCUGAAGAGCCGGCCCCGGAGGAGCCAGCAACAGAGGAACCGAUGCCAGAAGAGCCUAACCCUGAGAGGGAGGAACCAAAGCCCGAGGAAGAAAAGUCUAGCGAGGAAGACGGAGCCCAGACGACCGAACAAGCUUCAGUUGACGAACCCGCUCCAGCGCGUCUGCUGUUGCCGAAAAAAGCGCCAUCUGUCGGCAAAAACCGGAAAGGCGCCACCCCUGCGCAAGCGGUGGCCGCUCGUCGACAGCCGGGAGUCCUCCCGCCUCCGCUACGCGUCGUGGCUGUGCUCAACUUCCACCGCGGAAUGCCCUACAUCCAGCCCUUGCUGGCAUCGCCCGCGCUCUUCGAGAAGCGCAAGCCGGACCGAACGGCGCACGAAGGUCGCUACGCGUUGGAAUACUUCGUGCCGGCCCACGGACCGUUUGUGCCUUACGCCACGGGUGUCAUUCAGGGACCAGUGAAGGCGCUCGUGAGGCUACAGGGAUGAAUAAUAAACUAAACGCGCAUGUUCGCGUGUCAACGCGUGCGUGUACCAUUUUUAAGCCUCGAAUGCCUUUUGAGAACCACAAAUAGCGGCUUCGGACAUGGAGUGCGAAGUACACAAAGAGAACUUGAAACGAAGGGAAUCCAAGUAGUUACGUACCUCAAAGAGGCUUUGCUUGUAGAAAUUGCGAGAAGUUUGAUAGAGCCGCUCCAAUAGGACACAUGAUAUUUAUCUGCCUGCGAUAUGCUCUGCGAUGGGAAUAACUAGUAGAGCAUUUGACCAAUUUCAUAAAUCAACCUUUGUCUAAAAGGAUUUUAUUGGGACCUCGACCGGGACCCUUCUCGUGGGUUUGAUGUUCUAAAGGCUCUCAGAAAUCCUUGCAAGAAAGUGGUCUGGCUUUGUGACCUUAGAAAAAUUUUCGCUGUUCAAGCUUAUUCACCAG